Papilio polytes (common Mormon) is the source of this 2988-nucleotide messenger RNA. RefSeq names its product SWI/SNF-related matrix-associated actin-dependent regulator of chromatin subfamily A-like protein 1 (gene Marcal1). Gene Ontology annotation, molecular function: ATP-dependent chromatin remodeler activity; ATP binding. NCBI's taxonomy places the organism in Eukaryota, Metazoa, Arthropoda, Insecta, Lepidoptera, Papilionidae. The transcript is spliced from 14 exons. Gene Ontology annotation, biological process: replication fork processing; DNA repair. Gene Ontology annotation, cellular component: nuclear replication fork. The record is from RefSeq and is a predicted model, not a curated record. Bases 344 to 2389 code for a protein of 681 amino acids.
UUUUAUCUUAAUUUUAUCGAUACUUGUUUCAAUAACAAUUUCGAAGGCUUAUUUCGCCAAUUUGUAGAAAAAUAAAGAGUUUUAAAUAAAUCUAAAAUAUGAAAGAAAUAUUAUACAAGAGAUUAAGCCAUUUCUAAACGAUUACUUUUUUAUUGUCAAUGUCAACUCGCUAUUUGACCGGAAAUUAUUAUUGUCAGUUGUCAAUACAAGUUUGAAAAUAAAUAUGUGUUAAAUGUGCUUUUUGUUUGUUUUAUUAGCUUUAUUUCAGGACAAGAUGUUAAUGUGAGAUUUCAUUGUUAUUUAUAAUUAAUGAAAAAUAAAACUAAGUGGAGAAAAAAUAAAAAUGUCGUGUAGCAAAGAAGAAAUUGAGAGAAAGCGUUUGGCGGCAAUACAGAAGAGACAAUUGAAAUUAUCUUCACCUAGUAGCCCUUUGGGAAACAUUUCUAUAUCGAAUACAACUCAGAAUAGUCCUUCUUUUACGUCCCAAAAUAUUACCGGUCGUAAACUAUACCAUCCAUACAAAAAACCAGAAAUAAACGAAACUGAAAAUAUACCGGUGACUAAAGUUAUUAGUGGAACAAUAUAUUUGAUAUCGGAAGGUAGAUUUGAAGUAAAUCCAUCGGAAUUCUGUGUUCCGCUUAUUAAUAUAUUCAAAUCUUUACCAUCUAAAUGCUAUGAUGCUAAUACAAAAUUAUGGAAUUUCUCAAUAGAUGAUUAUGAUCAGCUGAUGUCCAAAGUAGCUCCCUUAGCACCACAUGUAGUGCUCGGUGCAUUACCAGCUUAUGUUCUCAAGGUCAUAAGAGAGAAUGUAACAGAUCCAAACAGUAUUGAUCUUACACCCGUGGAAGCAACUUUAAGAAACAGACUUAUGCCAUUUCAAGAAGACGGUGUGAGGUUUGGUAUAGCUCAUAAAGGUAGAUGUAUGAUAGCUGAUGACAUGGGUCUUGGUAAAACAUUCCAGGCUUUGGCCAUAGCAAGCUAUUACAGGCAUAACUGGCCCUUGUUAAUUGUCACCACUUCAUCUAUGAGGGAUACAUGGCAAAACAAAGUUUGCGAACUCCUCCCCUCAGUUCCACUUAUGAACAUUGUCACCCUCGGCAGUGGGAAGGACACACAACUUAUUGCAGACAAACAGACAGAAGUAGUAAUAGUGAGUUACAAAAUAUCAACUAUGCACACGGAUUUACUUAAGAGUAAAAAUUUUGGUGUUGUUAUUCUUGAUGAAUCUCAUCAUCUGAAGUCGAACAAGUCUCAGUGCACGAGCGCGCUGGGGCGGGUGUGCCGCGGCGCAGCGCGCGUGCUGCUGCUGAGCGGCACGCCCGCGCUCAGCCGCCCCGCAGAGCUCUACACGCAGCUGCUGCUCAUUGACAACAACUUCUUCUCCUCCUACACUGAGUAUGGUAAGAGGUACUGUGCGGGCAAACAGACUAACUUCGGCUGGGACAUGACGGGCCAAUCCAACCUCGCCGAGCUGCAGAUCCUGCUGCAGAAAAAGUUCCUCAUCAGAAGGACUAAGGAGCAAGUCCUCACCAACCUGGAGAGUAAGACAAGAGAGACGGUGCUGCUGGACGACGCGCUGCUGCAGUUCAGCAAGGAGGAGCAGCAGGAGUUGUCGCAGAUGGCGGCCAGCUGCCGCGACAGCCGCCCCGCGGACAGGCACUCCGCACUCAUCACGUACUUCACGGAGUCUGCUCGCGUUAAGAUACCGGCUAUAUGUAAGUAUAUAAAGCAGGUGGUGUGUGAGGAGGGUGUGGACAAGUUCCUGGUGUUCGCUCACCACCGCAGCGUGGUGCGCGCCGUGUGCGCCGCGCUCGACGACACCAACACCAGAUACAUCUGCAUCGACGGCGCCACGCCCGCCGCCGCCAGAACAGAGCUCGUGGAGAGGUUCCAGCUGGGGGCGGCGUGCCGCGCGGGCGUGCUGUCGCUGACGGCGGCGGGCGCCGGCCUCACGCUCACCGCCGCCAGCCUCGUGCUCUUCGCCGAGCUGCACUGGAACCCCGGAAUGCUGACGCAGGCGGAGGCGCGCGCGCACCGCAUCGGCUCGCGCGGCGGCGUGCGCGUGCGCUACCUGCUGGCGCGCCGCACCGCUGACGACCUCAUCUGGCCCAUGCUGCAGCACAAGCUCGAUGUACUUAAUAACGUGGGUCUGAGCGGCGAUACAUUCAAAGAUAACACGAUGACGCAUCAGGGAAAUAAUAAUAUAAAACAAUAUUUAACACCGAAUCCAGCAAAGAACAAGAAUGAUUAUAUUCCGGGGACAAAUAUAAGGAAGAAUGCAAUAAAAUAUAAUAUUCAACAAAAUGACAACACUGAGCCUGAAUGUACUAAAGAAACUUUCUUAGAAAACGAUCAAGAUGAUGAAUUGCUGGCUAAUUUAGAAUUAUGACCAAAUAUUAAGAGUAUUAAUUUAUUUUAAUUUAAUAUGUUUCUGUACUACCCACAUAUAGGAAAAUUUGAUACAAGUGAUAAACAGUUUUGUUUGUUUUUUGGCGAAAUUGGCGGUGUUUUAUUAUAGCUAUAGUCGUUUGAAUGUUUGAUCAUUUAGAUGGGGACCAAUAACGUAUAUAUUUAUUUAUAAUAUCUAUAUAAAAAAAAGGUCAUUCAGUAUAUGGAUAAUUGAUUUUUACUAUCUUGUUGUUGCCAAAUUGGUGCUUUAUGGGAAUAUUGUCUUGAUGCAAAGAAAAACUGGGCAUUCUUUUGUAAUUAGAACACUGCGAAUUUCCGCGACUGUACUUUGGUCGAUUCCGAGUACUGAGGCAGGUGACCCUCAGUCAGAUAAAAAACAAUAAUUAUUGCUAGCUACCCCCCUCUCCUACCCCAAAACGUAGCUUAAAUCUUUGUUACUAUUCAUGUAAAUAUUUUCUAAAUUAUUUCCAAUGUCAUUUCUCGUUAUUUGGUAGUUUUUUAAGUGUUUGUGUAAAUAUGAAAAUAAAAUAGAGCUUUUGUUGUAAUGAUGAAUUAAAGGAAUAAAUAGUAUUACUAAGA